UCGAGUACUUCAGUCGGCUAAAACGCGGCCUCGUCCAUCCACCCUCCAGGGGGUGAGCCAGAAAAGGCGCGUGAAAAUAUUUCGAUCUGAAAAUUUUCGAAGGGAUGUUUUUCCCGAGAUGGACGACGACGAGGACGAUCUGAAGUUUUCCCUGGAAAAUUGUUGAAGUUUUUCAAGUUGGAAAUUGGUUCUCAUGAUUAAUGUUUGGGACGGGAUCAUCCACAUCGAUUUGGAGCUACACUGGCGAGCACAUUAAAUUAAGUACAGAUGAAGACCAAUAAUGGGGAAACUAUUUUGUUGCAAAAUCAUUCUGAUCGUCACCUUCGUUAUUUUAACAGGAGAAAACGCGCAAGGGAGAAAGGAGAAGAUCGAAAAGAGCCUUCAAAUCAUCCACGACGUAGCCAUAAGAAGCCUUGGCCUCUUAUGCCUAGGCGAAGAUUAUAAAGCACUCUCUGUAAAUAUAAGAACCGUUAGAUUUGAAUCUGCCAGGCAAAAAGCUGAUCUUGCAGCUACCCUCCUCCAAGAUUUGGGAGUCGCCCACCACAACGGUUUACAAGAUGCGAUAGCUAAAAAUCUGCUGGUAUCGGACAGAAGCAUUCUUUCUGCUCGUGUUUUGGCCAUCAAUGCAUCUUCAGGAUAUCUGGUGAACUCGGUUUGGUGGCAGAGACAGGGAGUGGAGUUGGAAGGACCGAAAAAAGUCAACGAAAUUCUGGAAAAUGGAAGGAGAGUCCAUUCUGUCUAUCCAUGGUACGAAGAUCCGGAUACAACCCCGAGUCUUCGGUCGCCAAAGUUCAUGCUGGGACCCCAGAACGUCUCCUACAAGGGCUGGUGGACCUACCCCUAUUAUUCUUGCUCGUCUAAGCGUUGGUUGAUGUCUUACAGCGUCCCCAUCCCUCCGGGUCGUAGGGGAUUGAAAGGUUUCUUGAGUUUGGACAUCGAUAUCUCACACUUGGAGGUCAACCAAUGCGAGAAAACUUUUUCUGAUAGACCGAAUGAAAUCUCUGUGUUCCAUGGCACCCACAAAUGUCACAAUGCCACCUCUAGAUGUAUCUAUGCUUCCCACAUCGCCCCAAACUGGUCCAGAGGGCGCUACCAAUGCAUCUGUAGAGACGGAUAUUACUCUCCACACCAUGGGGGUCUGUUCAAUGGAACCCUGGUGGAAGUUGCCUGGCAGCAAAAGGAGGAAAAUAUAACCGACACAUGGGAUUUAAUAUUCGAAUGUAAAAAAUGCGAACCUGGAUGUCAUACAUGUAUAGAUCAAUCUCCGUGUUUAGCAACUUACAAUUGGCCGUUUAGAAUUACUCUGUUAGUCUUCAGUGUCAGUUGUGCUUCUUGUACGAUGAUCUUGAACAUUUUCAUGUUCAAGCACAAAAGACUGAAGGUGUUCAAGGUAGCUAGCCCGAUAUUUUUAAGUAUAACUCUUUUUGGAUGUGCUACAAUGUACCUUGAGAUGGCAGCAAUUUUUCCCGUCUUAGAUACGUAUUCCUGUAUAGCAACCAAGUGGUCCAGACAUUUGGGCUUCUGCAUAACGUACACCGCAUUGUUGAUGAAGACAUGGAGGGUUUCCCUAACGUACAGAGUCAAAUCCGCUCAUAAAGUUAAACUAACAGAUAAGCAAUUACUCCAAUGGAUGGUUCCAAUUUUGUUGGUAAUGCUGAUUUACCUCGGCACCUGGACUGUCUCUGAUACCCCCACAGCUGAGGAUAUACUGGAUAACGAAGGCCUGCGGUUUAAACAAUGUGUCUACAAUUGGUGGGACCACAGUUUAGCCAUUGGAGAAGUCCUGUUUCUUGCUUGGGGUAUCAGAGUCUGUUACAACGUUAGAAAUGCUGAAUCUCUGUACAAUGAAGCCAGAUUGAUCAGUUACGCUAUCUACAACAUUGCCAUAGUGAACAUCAUGAUGAUAGCCUUCCAUCUCUUCAUCUUCCCACGAGCAGGGCCAAAUAUAAAGUACUUUUUAGGUUUUAUAAGGACCCAGCUUUCCACUUCGACAACAAUCACUUUGGUUUUCGGCCCAAAGGUUUUCCGUGUGCUAAGAGGUCAGGGAGAUCAAUGGGAUAAUAAGGCUAGGAGUAGAGGAGUGUCGGCAUCUUUCUCAUUGAAUGGCAUUGGUCUAGUACCAGAAGAAGCACCAGACCUGUACCAAGAGAAUGAGGAGCUCAAGGAGGAAAUCCAGAAACUAGCAGCUCAAAUAGAGUUUAUGAAAAUAGUUCAUAUGCAAGUAAACAACCGUCACUUGAAACCUAAGGCUGGUGGUUACUUCAGUAGUGUCAAUGCACCAACGGUAAUCCACAAUCCUUCAGCUAAAACCGGAGGUUGCCUUUUAGCUAAAGCCGAAGACUUGUAAUCACCGAUAGUCAAUUAAUCUGUUGAGUAAGACGAAGGAAAAUAAAAGUCACAUAGAUGUCACCUGAGGCCCAAGACUGUGGUUAUCAACAAUCUAUUUCCAAAGACUAGAGGAUGCCCUUUAGCUGAAGCCGAAGAAUCGAUUGUCAAUUAUCUGCUGAAUUAGAAGGAGAAUGAAGUCUCUGAAAUGUUACAAUAAACAGAAUACCACUGAUUUUCGGUGAAACAUUAAGGCUUCAUAAAUAAAUGUGUGAUAAAAUGUAAUAUAUGUGGUUAGAUACUAGAUUUUUGACUGUAUGCAAAAAUUACUUUGUGAUGAUGUAAUUUGUUACUUGUAUCAUUCAUAAACAACAUUCACUAUUUACAAUUCAUUUCCGAAUAUUUUUAUGCUUCUUUAGAUGAAAUCAGAAAAUUUAGAGAAACUUUGUUGGCUUGCAAGUUUUGAGUUCAUCAACAAGCAUAAUGUCAGUCCAGUUCGAAUGUGAUAGUUUUCCUAGAUUAUAGACAGUGGGCGACAAUAUUCGAAAUUCAUUAGAAGAAAAAAUUAAAUUGAAAAAUUUAUCAACAGUGAAAUAAUCAGUUAAUUUUUGUAAUUCAUUGGUGCCAAAUCUAAAGACUGCUUCAAGUAUUAAAAACAACUUAUGUUCUCAUGAUUUCAAUCGACAAUAAAAGAAUUUAGAUACAUAUCACAGUUUUCUAAAAUGGAAUUAUUUUGCUCAAGAUCAUGUUGAAGGUGGAUAACGGAGUAGUGAUAUUGAAAAUCUGGGAUUUUUUGAUCAAAUAUUCGAAAAAUUUAGAUGUAUCCUUCUCGUUUCAACAUUUUUCAUGUAUCAAGAAAUAUAUAUGGUGGUAUUAUACUAGUUAUAGAAUAAAUGUCUUAAUGUGUAAGUUAUGAAUACUUUGGAUGAAAAAUUAUCUUGAGCCCUAGAACAAAUUUUUUGUCCUUUGUAUUAUAUUGCUAGACUAAGCCUGAAUUUUUCUCAACCAUUCUCAACUUUCUGAUAUUAAAUCAUUGAAGACUCAAGUAGGUUGUGAUUACAUAGGGCAUGAUGGCAUUGAAUAGUGAAAAUAAGAAAUAAGCUUACUUUUACUAAAAAGUAGCUGCUGAUCGUGUUGGUGUUGUGACUAAAUAUUUGAGUAGAAGUAGGAAUUGAAAUAGAAUAGAAUUCUAAAAGCGAAUAAUAUAGCGCAUAUAUACCUUACUCAUACAUAAGUCGUUAUAAUAUUGAAAUAUAUAAAAUAUUCAAAACAUUUUUCCUAUAUUUGAUUCAAAAAAUCCCAAAUAUCAUUAUCACAAAGCUGUUAUCAAAUUCAUAAAAUACUUACCUACUCAUUGCAUGUUGUUUAGCCAAUUGGUGGGUAAGUACAUCCUAUAUUAAUAUUUGUUAAUUUAUUUAAAAUGUAUAUGGUCGAUUGCACAGUUGAUAAGUACAUAACAUGAUUUGUUGUCAAAAUGUUUAUAUGUUGAAACUAAAUGUUCAAUUUAUUGAAAUUAUAUUGCCCUAUAUUUGUAAAAAAUGUUGAAUAAAUGUAAAGAAAAUAUCA
Messenger RNA from Harmonia axyridis, 3891 nucleotides. RefSeq names its product probable G-protein coupled receptor CG31760. The coding region runs from base 281 to 2347 and encodes 688 amino acids. Gene Ontology annotation, molecular function: G protein-coupled receptor activity. NCBI's taxonomy places the organism in Eukaryota, Metazoa, Arthropoda, Insecta, Coleoptera, Coccinellidae. The record is from RefSeq and is a predicted model, not a curated record. Gene Ontology annotation, cellular component: membrane. Gene Ontology annotation, biological process: G protein-coupled receptor signaling pathway. The transcript has 16 exons.